Molecule: messenger RNA, 693 nt
Organism: Capsicum annuum
Lineage: Eukaryota; Viridiplantae; Streptophyta; Magnoliopsida; Solanales; Solanaceae
Exons: 1
Coding region: 1-693 (230 amino acids)
Source: RefSeq, a predicted model, not a curated record
AUGGCACCACCAACUUUUGAUGGAGAAAGUUAUCAAAUCUGGGCAGUAAGAAUGCGGAUAUAUCUGCAAGCUUUGGAUCUAUGGGAAGUUGUUGAAGAUGAAUACGAGAUAACUCCCUUGCCUGAGAAUCCCAUGGUGGCACAGAUUAAAACUCACAAGGAGAGGAAAACCAGGAAAUCACAGGCACUGGCAUGCUUAUUUACUGCAGUUUCAUCUAAAAGCUUCACUCGUAUCAUGUCUCUGAAAUCAGCGAAAGAGGUAUGGAAUUAUCUCAACACUGAGUAUGAAGGAGAUGAAAGGAUUCGAGGUAUGCAAGUGUUGAAUCUGGUACGUGAGUUUGAGCUGCAAAAGAUUAAAAAAAGUGAAACCAUAAAAGAGUACUCUGACAGACUCCUUAAUUUAGCAAAUCGCAUCAGAUUGUUGGGUUCUGCUUUCAAUGAUUCAAGGAUCGUUGAGAAAAUCCUAGUAACGGCACCUGAAAGAUUUGAGGCUACCAUAACAACCUUAGAAAAUACUAAGGACUUGUCCAAGAUUACACUUGUAGAGCUCUUAAGUGUUUUUAAAGCACAAGAGCAACAACGUGUUAUGAGACAAGGAGGAGCUAUCGAAGGUGCCUUACCAUCCAAGCAUCAUGAUGAUGGAUGUUCUAAGAAGAAGAAGAAAAAUAAGAAUAACCAACCAACCGAUGAAUAA